Molecule: messenger RNA, 738 nt
Organism: Coniophora puteana RWD-64-598 SS2
Lineage: Eukaryota; Fungi; Basidiomycota; Agaricomycetes; Boletales; Coniophoraceae
Exons: 4
Coding region: 1-738 (245 amino acids)
Source: RefSeq, a predicted model, not a curated record
AUGUUAGACAUCCUUUGUUUUUCCUGGGACUUUAGAACCAUUGAGGGACGUGAAAAGAUGGCUGCGUUCCUCUUGGAACUGCUCGACGGCGGGCAUCGCUUUGAUAUAGUGGGACUUGGUGACCUAGAGAUCGACGCGGGAAGCACCCUCGGCCGUCCCUCUUCCUUCCCUAUACCCGGUACUGAAGUUGCUGGAAUUCAGGCAGCGUUCAGGUUCACGCUCCGUGAGCCCCAUGCUUGCAGCCGGGGCUUUUUCCGCCUCGUACCUGGACCGGAAGGGUAUAAAGCUUUCACUGUUUACACUGCUAUGCACGAAUUGGUUGGUCACGAAGAGCCCACCACGCGGCCAAGGGGGAUUCCUUGGGAUCCUACAACUAUGACCACUUGGGAGGAAGAUAGGGAGAAAGAGGUUGAAGCUAUCGAGCUCGGCGGUGGCCAAUGUGGCCUGAUGGCUGCUGCUCGAUUCUGUCACAUGGGUAUUCAUGCUUUGGUCAUUGAGAAGACACCUCGCGUUGGCGAUCCGGCGAACUUCCUGGAAUACAUUGGUCGGAGAAAGUUGGCUGACUUUAUGGAGUCGUAUGCCAUCCAACAAGAACUCACAAUUUGGACCUCGUCAAGUUUCGUCUUAUCCAGGACUGGAUACCAUUUGGCGUCUUCGAAUGUUGAAGCCCUUAUGGGCCCCGAGGUUGCCGCCAAGGUCGGCCCUGUGUGGGGUCCCGAUGCUGUAGGCGAGCUUUGA